Molecule: messenger RNA, 7277 nt
Organism: Paramuricea clavata
Lineage: Eukaryota; Metazoa; Cnidaria; Anthozoa; Malacalcyonacea; Plexauridae
Source: the annotation of a GenBank genome assembly
AUGGCGGACGAUUUGGUCGAAAAUUAUAUGAAAGUUCAGUCGGAAAGUGAGCAAAUUCAAACGAUUAAUAGCAUUAAUAAAGGCAAGUACUUGUUGUAAAUACCUUUCCUUUAUCUGGUACUUGAAAUAAAUGACGAAUAAGUGUAAAGCUGUUUCCGUAAUUAUUGUUUUUCUUGUUUAUAUAGCGAUACUUUCUAAGGAUCUUAGUCUCGUUGUACUGGUCGAAAGGUUGGGGUAAGCAAGCAGUUGUAAAUUUAUUUUUUUUCUAGCAGCAGUUUUGUCUUUUGGUGAAUAAAUUCUAGCUGAAUAUUCACCAUUAGUGGUAUUUUUAAUACUUUUAAUAUGCAAAUGAAUGACAACUGUAAGACUGUAACCGUUAAAUGCGUUAAUUGCUACUUUUAUACGAAGUGGUUAUUUGUUUCAAAAUCACGAAAAACCAGGAGCUUUGACUAUUUGUCUGUGAAUUAAUUUGAGCGGUUCCGUUAAAUCAUCAGGUUGUUUCAGAAAAUAAAAUCUGAACCUUGCCCAACGGCCCCAACCCAACUUUUCCCAACCCAACCUAACCAAAGCCCUUCCCUAAAAGAGUUGAGUCAGGAUUAGUUCUCAUCUGAUCAGACAGUUACUCACAAUGGGGAUGCACCUUCACGUUUGUUAUUAUAAAUAUGAAAUUUCAUUUUUUAUGGCAUCUAGCUUUUGGCUGCAGAUUGCAAAAAAUGGCUAGGAAUCCUUAAUUUAGAAAUAUAUUUGCCAAAAUGACAAGGAAAUGAGGCCAUAGGGGGAAAAGUGCAAUAGAGAGUUAGGUUUAUUGGUUACAUUGAUCAUCCUGUCAUUUUAGACCAUAUCUGACAAAUCCUGAUGCCAGUGAGCGAUGUAAAGGAACUCAAUUAUUGGCAUUGUUGUUACAUAGAUUGCUGUCUUUUAAACUCGUAGACAAAGAAGGUAUAAACGUCAAAAGUCUUGGACAGUGUUUGAGCGAUCUUUUUCACCUGUUUGCUAUGAACUCACAAACUUCAAAUGUUUUAUAGUCACAAUCUUGGUGGAGUUUUUCUGUGAUCGGCUGAAAGAUCAUUUUUCAAUUAUACCACAUGUUGUCUCUGGGUUACUGGCAUUGGUAGGUUACUACAUGCUUAGAAUUAGUUGCUAGCAGGUUACUAGAAUUGAUAGGUUACUGCAUGGUUAGAAUUAGUUGCUAGCAGGUUACUGGCAUUGGUAGGUUACUACAUGGUUAGAAUUAGUUGCUAGCAGGUUACUGGCAUUGGUAGCUAGUUACUGCAUGGUUAGAAUUAGUUGCUAGCAGGUUACUGGCAUUGGUAGCUAGUUACUGCAUGGUUAGUUAGAAUUAGUUGCUAGCAGGUUACUGGCAUUGGUAGGUUAUGUUACUACAUGGUUAGAAUUAGUUGCUAGCAGGUUACUAGAAUUGAUAGGUCACUGCUUGGUUAGAAUUAGUUGCUAGCAGGUUACUGGCAUUGGUAGACCUGUUACUACAUGGUUAGAAUUAGUUGCUAGCAGGUUACUAGAAUUGGUAGGUUCCAGCAUGGUUAGAAUUAGUUACUAGCAGGUUACUGGCAUUGGUAGGUUACUGCUAGAAUUACAUAGUUGCUAGCAACUUACUGGCACUGGUAGGUUACUGCAUGGUUAAAAUUAGUUACUAGGAGGUUACUGGCAUUGGUAGGUUACUGUAUGGUCAGAAUUAGUUACUAGGAGGUUACUGGCCCUGGUAGUCAGAAUUAGUUACUAGCUGGUUACUGGCAUUGGUAGGUUACUGCUAGAAUUACAUAGUUGCUAACAACUUACUGGUGUUGGUAGGUUACUGCAUGGUUAGAAUUAUUUACUAGCAGGUUACUGGCAUUGGUAGGUUACUGCAUGGUUAGAAUUACGUAGUUGCUAGCAACGUACUGGCACUGGUAGGUUACUGCAUAGUUAGAAUUAGUUACUUACUAGCUGCUAGGUUACUGGCAUUGGUAGGUUAUUGCCAGGUGCCCUGGUUCUACAUGGUUAGAAUUUAGUUUCUAGCAUGUUACUGGCAUUGGUAGGUUACUGUACUGUAUGGUUAGGAAUGUGUUUUCUACCAAACACAACAGCAUACGGUAUAUUCAGGAAACAAUGAUAUUUUAAUGCCAGGUUAGUUAUCAAGAAAUUCCUGAAGGGUUGGCAAUCAAAAUAGUGCAAGCAAUAUUCAAAGAAAUUCAUGUCCAGGUACAUUCAUUUGGUAUAUUAUGAAAAUAACGCUGUACUUUGCUACUUCUGUCUUAACAGUAAACACUUUCACUCUGACUCUGACUGACUAAUAAAUUUAUUGUACAAUUUUCAGUCAUUGUUGCAAGGAGAUCGACACAACCUUUACACAUUGUUCUCUGUUUUGUUGAACAAGAAAAUGUCUGGUAAGAUUAAGAACUACAGAUAAUCUUUGCCAAACUAGUAUGCUGAUCAUUCGCCAAACAUAUAUGAAAAACUAUACUAUUUGAAAAAUGUUUAUCCCUAUAUAUUAUUUUUCUUCUCCAGAAUUGACACGCGGGGACAUGCCAAGUUUUCAUCCUUUUUUCAUUAGUGUUAAGGCAUCCCUUUUUUGCAGGAAGAUAAAGUGAUUAUUUUUCUAGUUUCUAUGAAAUGUACUGUACAGUCAGUGAUUUCAAGAAUAACUGUUGACGCACAAUUAGAAAUGUCAGCAGGGGUGGAAAAAAUAGGCAAGCAUGCGAGCACGGCUCGCAGGAAAUGUUAAACAGCUGCGGAAGUUCAUUUGAAUGAAGAUUUGCACCCAUGCAUGUUCCACUAUGGGCGCAACAACAUAUGAAUAUAUGAUUGUUGAAUUUAAAACCAUGGUCAGCUAGAACACUAUAUGCAGAUUUAGCACAAACAUACUCCGUUGGUCUGCAGGAAAUUUUUCUCCCCAGCUUGUGCUCCCAGGAAGAAAAUUCUUUUUCCCUGCUCUGUAGAUCAGUAACAUAAUGUUUUAAUACACCAAAUUAUAAGGAUUAUUUGUUGUGUUUUUCUCUUCCCCUGAUUGUUUUUCUUCCUAACUUUCUAAGAGCUGCAAAAACUUGGUGGAGAUUUUGUUUUUGGUUUUAUCCAAGGCAUGGAUGGAGAAAAGGUCUGAGUUUGUGAAGUUAUGGUUUUACUUAAUAUUAAGUAUUUUGGUGUAUGAUCGACACUGGCAGUUUAAAACACGAAAUAGACGCAGUGACGACAUUUUGGGAGUUAAUGUUUGAGUAACACAUAAUUUUGUUGCUAUGCUAUAUAACAUAUAAUAUAUCAAUAAAGAAAUAAUGAAAAUGAAGAUCACUACAACAGCUCGACUAUACGCGCAAAAGACUAUAAAAAUGUGAAUAAAAACAGAAUGUCGUUCAAGUACCGUUCAUUCGUUAGAUACAGAGAAAGUUUACGCGUUAACCCGUUUAUAGUAGUUAGCUUACUAUACAUAGGCAGUAUUUCGGUAGUUGCCUGCUGAGUGUAGCUUUCUGCCUUACAGUAAUAGCACAGCCACAGAAUGCCAUGCAGAAGGCCAUCUGCAUUGUUUUUUGCGUAAGCUCUAUUCGUCAUGAUUCGUCACUCAGCAUGUACCCUAAACAGAAGUAGUCACCCCUGGAAAUAUCCAAAAUGGCGCUGUGCAAAACACCAGAACACUCACACUUCAGUAAGUUUUGUAUCGAUUGACGCAUAAUUGAUAUUUUCGUUCGACUCUUUACGUUGCUUUCUCCACUGGCUUUCUCCCACACGGCGACAAAGUACCCAGGCGUAAAUAAUUAAAAAUAGGCACACUACUGUGUUCGUAUAUAGAUCAGUGGCUGAGCUGAGCGAGCGCGCGGGGCGCCGCGUCCUCCCCAAGCACCCCCGCGCGCUUGCUCAGCUUAGCCACUGAUCUAUAUAAAAACACUGUAGUGUGCCUAUUUUCAGUUAUUUGCGCCUGGGUACGAGGCUGACGAACAGCGCUUACGCAAUAAACAAUGGAGAUCGCCUUCUGUGUAGUAUUCUGUGGUAAUAGAGAGGUUCAGAUUUGACUUCCACUACCGCUACCAUUCAUGGACUAUUAACCAAUCACAUGCGUUUGCUAUAUCCGAUUAACCAAUCAGAUGCGUACAAAGUCAGCGAGAGGUAUUGGUAGCGGUAGUGGAAGUCAAAUCUGAGCCUCGCUAUUAUCAAAAAUAAAUAUUUAAACUCCACUCCUUGGUAACAUGCAGCCUUUCAAUUUUAGGAUCCAAGGAAUUUGUUGGUUUGCUUUAAUCUUGUUCAAAUCAUAGUAAAGAAUUUUCCCAUCAGUAAGAGUUGUUUUCAUUUAUUUGUAUUUAUUGUAUUUUACCCAAAAGGGUAGGGCAUACCCACAGUGCCGAGGCUCCAAUAACGGGUUCCCCAUAAACUAUACACAUACAAAAAAAAUAUUACAAACAAAGAGCUAAAUAAUACAUAACAUCCAAAAAAUAUCGACGAAUAACAAGUAAGAACAAGUCAACGAAUAACUAUGACUAUCUGUGCGAACACUGCCACACAAAAUGUUAACUGCACAAAAUAUUACUGCACAAGAGUUAUUGCAGGCGUGUUUGGUGAGAAAUUCCCUUUUCUGUAAAACAGCAAAACACGACAUUAAUUUAUUGUGCAAAGCUUUCGAUCGGUACAAUUUAUGUACGUUGUGGUCUAAAUUUUGCAAAUAAUGCAAAGUCAUCAAGGGCCGUUCUAGUACUGCCCAACAUCCCAACAUUGUCCGUCCAACAAAGUUUGAACAACAGUGAAAACCUGGUCUAACAUCUUCCAACAUAAGCCAUGCAACAUUAUCAAAAAUAAUGUUGCAACCGGCCUAACAAAGUUGCAUCCAACAAUAUAUAAUCAUGAUAUUGAACUAACAUGUUGGACUGCUUGGAAGGGCAACCAAUGUUGAACAGUGCUGGACUGAUGCUUUACAUUGUCUCUGUUGUGUUAACUUACUCCAAACCUUUUUUAAUCUUCAAAUGUUUUACAUGCAUUUUAUUCUUAGCUCUCUUUGCUGAAGAUCUGUUUGAAGUGACGUCAUGUUAUUUUCCCAUCGACUUCACUCCUGUAAGUCUUUGGCAAUUUUGGUAGAUUUUGACAUCUUAACUUUGUUUACACUCAUAGUAUGCAGGGGCUUAGCCAAGUGGACAGGCCAAAAUAUUUAAACAAACUAUAAAAACUCCUGUUAUCCGCUAACGGAUAUAAUGACAAAUUGCAGAUUUGCAGUACUGCUGCAACUUGCCAAAAUGCCAGUCCCCUUUCUCUGCUUGUAUAAGUUGCAAAUAUGUUGCGAUUCAUAAUUUGAUCUUCAACAGUUUAACUUGGAAAAGACACUCAACAAGACACUCAUUUAGUGAACGGGUAAACUACGAAACCCUGGCUAGUGGCUAAGUCCCUGAUCGUAUGUGUGAACUGCGACGCACUGGAGUGCGACUACCUUUUGUAGAACUACACUACCGGAUGACUUCAGUUGUUAAAUUACCGUCCCGAAAUGACGUCACAAGGAUUAGGAUUCAGGAUCAGGAGUUUCUUUGUCUUUUGCAGCUCAUGAUAAUUAUGUUUGAGAAAUUCACACACAAUGUUGACGUAAAAACAUACAAAUACAAACUGAACGAUUGCGUAUUUAUUUGAUGUAGCCAUCCAAUGAUCCGAAUGCAAUAACAAGAGAACAGCUCAUCAUAGCUCUCCGUAAAUGCCUGGCUGCUACCUCUAUUUUUGCCCCAGUAAGUAUAUUUUAUUGAUUUGAAAAUGAGGCAUACCGUCCGCAAUUAAACCAUGAUGAAACACAGACUAGUGCUGAUGAAAAUUUCUUAUUUGAUUGUCGAUUUUGAGCUAGCGUACGUUUUGACAAAAGUUAAUGAGAGUUUUACUCGUUUGACACAAAUGCUAUAGAUAUGAGAAUAGUUAUAAGCCAUAUAGUGUUCCAGGUACAAUCAAGUCGAUCAAAAAGACUCGGAAUCUAUACGAGAAAAGAAACUACGAAAAACCCAACUUUAUCGACAUGUCAAGUUUUGUGUGCCAGAAUAGAUUCUAGUUAUUCUCCCUUUUACCUGCUUUUAAUGUGGUUGUUAUACUGUAUACUCGCAUGCAGAAAAGUUUAGAAUCUUUCGAAAGCAUAUAUAUUCAAUAAAUGAUAAAAUUCACAGUAAAUUUCACAGGGGCAGGUUGGAUAGCGACUUGUUGUUGAAUGAUGUUUUGUUGUUUGCUUUUGUUGAAUGAUGUUUUUUGUUUUGUUUAGUUUUGUCUUCCUCUUUUGAUUGAAAAAUUAUCCUCAGACGUUGUUUAUGCCAAAAAGGAUGCUUUGUUAACUCUCGUAAGUCAUGCCACAUCCAAUAACCAUUAUAACCCAGAACAACACAAGCAUAAGGACAUCAAAACAUUCCGCUUGCUUGUCCUUGUGCUUAUGCUUGCGUUGUACCCAGUGUGGAUUAUAAUGGUCGGCAGUCGGCUAUUUGCCAAACAAAAACACCGAAUGGCCGAGCAAUUUCAUUCUACACGGACAUUUUGACCGAUCAAAUAAAAUAGACAAUGUUCAUUUUAAUUGAAAGUAGCUUAUGUAAAAAGUACGGUUUGAAAAGCAUACUAUACCUAGUAGUGUACCAUGCAAUCAAUAAAUAUUUGGAUGAAAAAAGCAUUCAGAGGAAACAUCGUCAUUGAGCUUCUCUUUUAGCAAAUACUCUCUCAAGUGACAGAAUCUCGAUAGUAAGUCUAUAGCGUUUCCAAUACUCACUACUUACAAAAAGAUGUUUUAUUUUUUCGUAAAAAUGGUUGAAAUAGUUGGCCGACCAUUCUUUUUCAAUGUCCGAGCAACAAUCUUGUUGAUCGGACAUUUGUCAGACCUAAGCAAAAACGUUAUAAUCCACACUGGUUGUACCAGGCUUUAACUAUAUAGAUUUAGAUAGGUUUCAGUAAACACUAUCGUGCAGCAGAUGGUGUUCAAUUCUUUUCAAUAUACAUAUACUAUAGUAGUCUUGUACAAUACAAUUAUAAUAACUCCGAAAACGGUGGAUUUUAGUCGUCAUUAGGAUUCCUGAUAAUGACUAAAAUCUGGUCGAAACGUCCAAUAAAUACUUUUCAAAAUGUUUACCGUUUUCGGAGUUACUAUUGUAUUGUAUUUAAUUAAAAUACUCAGUUGUUCCGACAAACAGUAAUCUUGUAUUUGGUUGAUAUUCGAAUUGAAAGAUCUAGUUUAAAUGUCUUGCUUCCUUUAGUGUCAACAUGAAUUUCACUGCCAUCGACAGCACAGUAAUUCAAACCGACGUGGAAUGUAGUUCCUUACAGUACUUACAUUAUUUGAAGUUUUUCUGUUCAGGCUGCCU